Molecule: messenger RNA, 4712 nt
Organism: Aplysia californica (California sea hare)
Lineage: Eukaryota; Metazoa; Mollusca; Gastropoda; Aplysiida; Aplysiidae
Product: fibropellin-1
Biological process (GO): establishment or maintenance of epithelial cell apical/basal polarity; heterophilic cell-cell adhesion
Cellular component (GO): plasma membrane; protein-containing complex; extracellular region
Molecular function (GO): chitin binding; calcium ion binding
Source: RefSeq, a predicted model, not a curated record
AUUACAGGUACCCCCCUUGUUGGGUCAACCCAUGCGGUCUCCAUGGCUGGUGCAGAGACGAUAUCACCAAGCCCAACAACUUCGAGUGUGUGUGCUACUCUGGCUUCACGGGGACCUACUGCAACAGCGAUGUGGACGAAUGUUUCGAGAGUGCAAAGUGUGGCCGGGGAACCUGUGUGAACAAGAUCGGAACGUACCAGUGUAACUGUACAGGAACUGGCUACACAGGGGACCACUGCGAAACACCUGUGUGCGGCUCUAUUGCCUGUGUCUACGGCUCCUGUGACCCCGUGAACCCACAGAUUUGCAUAUGUAACCCAGGCUACACAGGGAACGACUGCAGUACAAACAUUGACGACUGCUCGCCCGCCAACCCGUGCCAGAACGGCGGGAAAUGCUUGGACCAGGUCAACGGCUUCCUGUGUGACUGUACGGGGACUGGCUUCACAGGGACCACCUGUACAGCAGAAGGUGGGGCUGGCUAUCUUCUCAUUUAUCCGACUUCUCUUUUGUCCGACUUCUCAUUCUCAUUUAUCCGACUUGUCAUUUAUCCGACUGGUUUUCCUGUGUCCUCCCCAGCAAUCAACAACUGCGUCGACUCGGCGUGUCGCAACGGAGGUCUGUGUGUUGAUGGCGUCAAUUCAUACACCUGUGAUUGUUCUGGAACGGGAUUUACGGGCCGUUUUUGUGAAAACAAUAUUGACGACUGUACACUCACCUCGUGUCAGAACGGUGGUGUAUGUGUGGACGGUGUCAACUCAUUCACCUGUGACUGUUCCGGUACUGGAUUCGCUGGAGAAACUUGUGGAAGCACUGAUCCUUGUACGGAAACACCGUGCAAAAAUGGAGGUCGCUGCUCGGCGCUGGGAAACGGAAACUUUGUGUGCGACUGCCGAGGCACGAGAUUCACGGGCACGACCUGCACUGAGCCUGAUUCGUGUGCUGCAAUUCCUUGUCGAAAUGGUGGACGCUGCUCGAACCAGUUCAACACUUUUGUGUGCAACUGCUCUGGGACUGGGUAUACGGGCAUAACCUGUUCUCUGUUUGAUUUGUGCGCGGCAACAACACCUUGCCAAAAUGGAGCCCGCUGUUCCAACGAAUUCGGGGGCGGCUAUGUGUGCGACUGUACUGGGACUGGAUUCAAAGGCACAAACUGCACUCAAAUUGAUACCUGUGCCAAUGCUCCUUGCCAAAAUGGCGGUCGCUGCUUGAGCCUUGACAACAACUUUCAGUGUGUGUGUACGGGGACUGGGUUCUCAGGCCUGACCUGUUCUCAACCCGAUCCGUGCUCCAGAACGCCUUGCCUGAAUCGGGGCAGCUGCACGAACCAAGCGAACGGCGACUUUUUGUGCGACUGCACGGGCACUGGAUUCACAGGCACAACCUGUGCCGAGGUUGAUUCCUGCGCCAAUACACCUUGUCAAAACGGUGCUCGCUGCACGAACCUGGUCAACGGGGGCUUUAUGUGUGACUGUACUGGGACCCAAUUCACCGGAAUAACCUGUGCUCAAAGGGAUUUCUGUGGCUUAACACCUUGUCAAAACGGUGCUCGCUGCACGAACGAGCUCAACAACUUUGUGUGUGACUGUGCUGGGACUGGAUUCACAGGCACAACCUGUUCUCAAGUUGAUUCCUGCGCCAAUACACCUUGCAUAAACGGUGGUCGCUGCACGAUCCAGCUCAACGGUGGCUUUUCAUGUGACUGUACUGGGACUGGAUUCACAGGCUCAACCUGUUCUCAAGUUGAUUUCUGUGCCCAAACACCUUGUCAAAACGGUGCUCGCUGCACGAACCAGCUCAACGGGGGCUUUACGUGUAACUGUACUGGGACUGGAUUCACAGGCUCAACCUGUUCUCAAACUGAUUUCUGUGCCAACACACCUUGUCAAAACGGUGCUCGCUGCACAAACCAGUUCAGCAGCUUUUUGUGUGACUGUACUGGGACUGGAUUCACAGGCACAACCUGUUCUCAAAGGGAUUUCUGUGCCACAACACCUUGUCAAAACGGUGCUCGCUGCACGAACCAGUUCAACAGCUUUUUGUGUGACUGUACUGGGACUGGAUUCACAGGCACAACCUGUUCUCAACUUGAUUCCUGCGCCAAUACACCUUGCCUAAACGGUGGUCGCUGCACGAACCAGCUCAACGGGGGCUUUGUGUGUGACUGUACUGGGACUCAAUUCACAGGCUCAACCUGUUCUCAAAGGGAUUUCUGUGCCACAACACCUUGUCAAAACGGUGCUCGCUGCACGAACCAGUUCAACAGCUUUUUGUGUGACUGUACUGGGACUGGAUUCACAGGCACAACCUGUUCUCAAACUGAUUUCUGUGCCAACACACCUUGUCAAAACGGUGCUCGCUGCACGAACCAGUUCAACAGCUUUUUGUGUGACUGUACUGGGACUGGAUUCACAGGCACAACCUGUUCUCAAAGGGAUUUCUGUGCCAACACACCUUGUCAAAACGGUGCUCGCUGCACGAACCAGUUCAACAGCUUUGUGUGUGACUGUACUGGAACUGGAUUCACAGGCACAACCUGUUCUCUAAGGGAUUUCUGUGCCACAACACCUUGUCAAAACGGUGCUCGCUGCUCGAACCAGUUCAACACCUUUUUGUGUGACUGUACUGGGACUGGAUUCACAGGCACAACCUGUUCUCAACUUGAUUCCUGCGCCAAUACACCUUGCCAAAACGGUGCUCGCUGCACGAACCAGCUGAACGGGGGCUUUUUGUGUGACUGUACUGGGACUGGAUUCACAGGCUCAACCUGCUCUCAAACUGAUUUCUGUGCCAACAUACCUUGUCAAAACGGUGCUCGCUGCACGAACCAGUUCAACACCUUUACGUGUGACUGUACUGGGACUGGAUUCACAGGCACAACCUGUUCUCAAUCUGAUUUCUGUGCCACAACACCUUGUCAAAACAGUGCUCGCUGCACGAACGAGUUCAACACCUUUGUGUGUGACUGUACUGGGACUGGAUUCACCGGCACAACCUGUUCUCAAAGGGAUUUCUGUGCCACAACACCUUGUCAAAACGGUGCUCGCUGCACGAACCAGUUGAACAGCUUUGUGUGUGACUGUACUGGGACUGGAUUCACCGGCCCAACCUGUAUUCAAAAUAUUCCUGACUGUACAUCCACAUCGUGCCUGAACAGAGGUCGAUGUAUAGAUCUCGUCAACUCAUUCACCUGCGACUGUUCUGGAACUGGAUUCUCGGGAACAAAUUGUCAAAUCAAUAACAACGACUGUACUCCCACCUCGUGUCAAAACGGUGGUCGAUGUGAGGACGGCGUCAACUCAUUCACCUGCGACUGUUCCGGCACUGGAUUUACUGGAACAAUCUGUCAAGAUGGCUGUUCCAACGGUAACCCUUGCCAGAACUCGGGUACGUGCGUUGAGCAACCGCUGGGAGAGUACAGAUGUUCCUGUCCGACAGGCUUCAGUGGGGGCAACUGUGAGAUCUUGGAUACGCCAAACAACUGCCCGGACUACGUCUGUCCGGACGACGUUCCUCGGUACAACUACAUCGACUGGAACGACAGGAGCUGCAAGAACUAUGUGAGCUGCAAGAACGGAAUUCUCAAUAACGAGACGUGUGGGGACGGAGAGAAGUUUGACGUCAUUUCGAUGAAAUGCGUCUCCGAGUCGGCGGGAGUGUUCUGUGACAUCUUUAGGCAAUAAACGAAAUAACCUGAAGUUCUGACUGCGUGACUGUAUUGUUGUACGUUAAAGGGAAGUAACCACUGUAUUGUACAUUAAAGGGAAGUAGCCAAACUGCUGCAAUGUAUUGACUGUUCGGAUUAUUUUAAAUUUUGACUCCUUUUUAAAAAAUACUUUUAUAAACCUUACUGCAUAUAAUGUGGUAUUUUUCUGCAAGAAUCUCUUUCGUCUAAGUAGACAGGAUAUUGUAUUACACUGUUCUGCCUUUGUUUUUCAAUAAAAAUGAAUUUCAUAAAUAAAACACUACUGUUAUCAGUAGAAGUUCAUUUUAGAAAAGUAUCAAGGCUUAUUUCUCCCAACGAGCGAGAGAUUAUUGUCUACGAUUUUAUGUCCUAAGCUAGCUAAGACAUUUCAUCCACGACAUUCUGACUCCUCCAUUGCUAUCUGCAAGGCUUUUUCCUUCUUCUUUCACUCAAUAUAAUAAAGGCCCAGCGUUUUGUUGGGGGUUUUUUUUUGGGGGGGGGGGGACGGGUUCACAAGUCUCUUUGCUAUGCUCCGAAAAAAUAUUUCUUCUUCGUCUUUCUAAAUCCGUGCAUUCCAUAUAUAUAUAUAGGAUUCGUUCUGUUUUUCUUCUUUCCCCUCUUUUCCCUCACUUUGAAGAAAUGUUUUGUUUGACUGUUCUCUCUCUUCCGAAACACGAGCGACGCAUCAUAGCAGUGGCAGUGUCGUCCCCCCAACCCUUGUUAAAAUCUUUAAAUCUUUUUUUAGAAAAGAAUGUCAAGGGUGUUUAUUCAAAUUUACUUGUCACCCUACAUAUAUAAGUAUACAAGAUCAAUGCUUUUAAGAAGAUGUAUUAUGACUAUCUGCAGCUUAGCCUGAAGAAAAGGGGAGAGGGGAGGGGGGGGGGGAUGCUAUGUGGUUAUGGGUUGUUUUUUUUAUUUGAAAAGCUGAGGAGAUGUAUAUGCCAUCAGAACUGAUGCUUUUAUAAUUAAUGUUAUCACUGUUAUCAUUACUGUUGUCUACUUUAUUAGUAAAUGUAUUAUUAUUAUU